Musca vetustissima is the source of this 2088-nucleotide messenger RNA. RefSeq lists its product as uncharacterized. The transcript is spliced from 7 exons. The coding region runs from base 14 to 2074 and encodes 686 amino acids. The record is from RefSeq and is a predicted model, not a curated record. Lineage: Eukaryota; Metazoa; Arthropoda; Insecta; Diptera; Muscidae. Gene Ontology annotation, molecular function: DNA binding.
AGAAACAAUCAACAUGAGUGACCCGCUGCAGGAAAAUCCGCAAAUAACAUCACUAAAAUUCACCAAAUUACACAGCCCAAAAAUGAAAAGUGUGUAUUGGCGUCACUUCGGGUUUCCCAUGGGCGACGACGACUGCAUCAUAACGAAACAAAAUGUUGUUUGCACUCUAUGCCACCGGGUAUUGACAAAUCAUGGUAACACCACGAAUCUGCGGGCGCAUUUACAGUAUCGUCACAAAGAGAUUUUUGAUAUGCUCGUGCAGGAGAAUAACAUUGCCGUGCCGCCGAGAAAAGCGCCUAUCCCAAAACCAUUAACCAAAAUAAAGCGGGAACCCAAAAAGCCUAAGAUCAAGAUGGAAUACUCUCCGCCAACAAUGCAUAGCACUAUAUCGAACGAAUCAGCUUGUAACGAUGAACACGACGAGCAGUCCAUUCUCUAUGAAUCGGUGGUGCCGAUGACAUAUGACGAUGAUGAUGUUAUUGAUAGUAAUCAUUUUACAAAAAUCGAAGUAUCAAACGCCAAUGAUAUCAAAACAUCUCCAUGCACAACCGAUCUAUUGACUGUCAAUCGUAAUGAGCGGAAGUAUUGCAUUACCACCACUUCCAAUAACAUUGAACAUGAAUUGGCCAUUGACGAUUACCAAAUGUUGGAGGCCUUGGCCAAUUUGGUGGUGAAUGACAUUAGGAACGUGGAUACCUUAUAUGAUGAAGGAAUGACUAAAUUUAUUCGUACUAUCUGCGGUAAUAUAACAAUUCCCGCCUUAAAAAAAAUUGAAACCUAUAUUAAAGAGGUUCACAGCGAUAAGCAAACAAGUUUGGCAGAUCAAAUUAAAGUACACUCCCAGAUAAAGCCAUUUUCGCUAGGCUUUGAAAUUUGGGAGAAUGUUGAACAGAAGCACUUUCUAUCUAUUUAUUUCAACUAUACUACAGAUGCACCUGACUUCAAUCUGAUAACUCAAAUUUACUGCACAAUCGAAUACAAUAAGUUCACAGUUAUUGACAAUAUCUUCGAAGAUUUUAAUUUGAAUAACUGCACUGCAGCAAUAAUAAAUUGUGAUUAUGAUGAAUACCUUAAACAUUUCUUAAAUGAGAAAAAUAUUCCCGUUAUUUUAUCAUAUGAUACAGUUGUCAAUCAUUGUAUUAAGAACGUUAUAGCUAUACCGGCUGUUGCCUCAAUAAUUGAAGAAGUGAAGGACACCUUAAUGCGGUAUCAUUUAGAAAUAAGUGCAAAGGACGUGGAAAUUCCCCAACUAUCCAACGAAUUUCCUUGGACAUACUAUGAGUUACUCAAGUUUUUCUCCGAAACUGUAUCUUGGCCGGAAGAUGUCGAGGCUUUAGUCACUUCUUCAAAAGUUAUUUAUGACAUUCUAGGCAAUUUAGCGGUUACUAUUGAAACACUAAAAGGUGAAGAAAUACCUUUGAGUAGCAUGCUUUCACCAAUUACCUCAAAAGUCUUGACAAAGAAACUUGUAAUAACGGAAGGAGAUGACCAUUUCGCUGCAACUAUAAAGGACACAAUUAACACAACGCUUGAUAAAAUGGUUUUGUCAGAUAUACACUUGACAAUAUCAGCAUUGCUGGAUCCUCGGUUUCAUCGACUAACGAACGUUACCAAUUACAAUGCGUGUGUCCAAAUACUCACAGAAAAAUAUGACCGAAUCGUUGAAUCCCAGGGAAUUUCCCCGAUUAAACCAUUAACGAGGACAAACAAUAGUGGGGUUAAAUCUUCAUCCGGGUCCAUAAUUAAAAAAUCAAAUUUAGAACUGUUCUUUGAUUUGACUGAAGGUCCUGUUGAGCAGCCUGUAACUCAAGAGCCAAGCAAUGUGGAGACAGAUUUGAAACGUUAUCGCUCAGAUGUAUAUGUUUCGCUGGAUGAAUCGCCAUUUUUGUGGUGGAACAAAAUGAGCCAUUUAUAUAGUACAUUGAAGCAUUUAGCAGUCCAGUACCAAUGUCUCCCUUGUGUAGUUAACAUGAAUUAUAAAAAAUCGAUCAAACAACAAAUUUCGGAACAUCAGAAACGGUUUAUGCUGACCGGAAAUUUAAUAGAUGCAAUAUUGUUUUUGCAUUACAACUAAACAAGCCUACAGUA